Molecule: messenger RNA, 876 nt
Organism: Microplitis mediator
Lineage: Eukaryota; Metazoa; Arthropoda; Insecta; Hymenoptera; Braconidae
Exons: 5
Coding region: 1-876 (291 amino acids)
Source: RefSeq, a predicted model, not a curated record
AUGGGGAAAUCCCACUUGUACCCCAAUGGAGAAAUCCUACUUAUGCCCCAAUGGGGAAAUCCCCAAGAGAUCCCACUAGGGCAUCCCUUAAAAGAAGAGAAAGAAAAACAAGAAGAAUCACUACUGACACUUUUAAAGAAGAAUAUCAAAAAAAUAAUUAUGGAUGAUAAUGAAGAAUCACAGGUUUUUAGCCAGACAAAUGAUGCUCGUAAAAAUUAUGAGAGUCUUGCAAUACCAGGUCCAUCUAAACAACUGUUCGGAAAUGAAGUUGAUGGCAGUAAAAACAAUCAUGUCAAUCAGAAAUUUAAAACUCCAAUAGCUCCACUAAAGCAAGCCGAUAAAACAAGAAGCGAGCCAGAUUUAAGGUUCGGAAAAGAAUCAAACCAUCAACAAAAACAACUGCAACAGCGUGACCAACAAAGUUAUAUACGAUUACAACAACAUACACUGCGGUUGAUGCAACAAGAAUACGAAAUGCGCGAUAAAAAUAUUUUAAAUGUUAAUGUAUGGUUCAUGAUUGGCAAAGAAUACUCAAAUUGUUGCGCAAAUGCCAUUAAAACUGUUUCCGAAAACCUCGCCUAUCUUUCAUCAAUUAAAGGUUUAAGUGAGCACUUGGAUGUUAUAGAAAAAGAAAGAAAAUUUCGAUUGCUAAGUGCUUAUGACCUACUUGUAAUACUGCGUGAAUGUCUUAGGCGGACUUGCAUCCAAUUAGAUGAAAUUUAUCAACGAUCUAUUGUCAAUGUUCCAGCGUGCCAACAAAUUUCGUUUUACAAUCAGGACUUCAAGGCUAAAAUUGGAUUUGUUGAACAAUUCAUAACUGGUAUGAAACGUACAAUGGAUGUUUUAUUUAUAAAAGAAGUCACGAAGAGUGAUUAA